Stylophora pistillata is the source of this 1884-nucleotide messenger RNA. RefSeq names its product retinol dehydrogenase 8. Gene Ontology annotation, molecular function: oxidoreductase activity. The record is from RefSeq and is a predicted model, not a curated record. Gene Ontology annotation, cellular component: cytosol. NCBI's taxonomy places the organism in Eukaryota, Metazoa, Cnidaria, Anthozoa, Scleractinia, Pocilloporidae.
CCUUUUCGCAGCUAAGGACUACUGAACCCCAUUGAGGCCCUCGAAGGGGGAAGGCUAGAUCUGAGAGCUAGUAGGAGCUCAGUAAUGGGUUCCUGGAGUAAGGCAGAAAUAGAUCCGACAGCUAAAAUAAUUCAACAGGUGUAUCUUGGUAACGAAAUCUUUUGUUAUUUAUUUGGUAACUCCUAGUUUUGUUAUUGACUUUUUCGGGAAAAUUUUUUUCGAAAAGGAAUAUUUUCCAUCGCAACCAGGGAAGAAUAUUGUUACUUGAACAGCGAAAAAGCGUUGAUAUUUAAAUAAUACUUUGUGGAUUACCUAGUUAUACGACUUUUGCAAAAAUCUGCCAACUAAGGUGAUAGAGUUCCUUGUUUAUCUUUCCAAAAGACAAAAUCAGAACAUAUUACAUUUAUCAUUGCAGUAUUUUAAAUAGCCACGCCUAAAUUUUUUAAAUCUGAAUUCAGUUAAAUUUUGCCUCCUUGAAUUUUUUACGUCAAUUUCUGAAAGCUGCGAUUUUUGCCCCCUGCUUUGUUCAAACAAAGUCCGAGAAGGUCAAGUAUAAAUAAACUGAGUUAUUUUCAUUUCUAUUCACGCCUUUGACAUCGCUGAUUUUUGUAACCUGUUUACUUAUACAAGCUACUUAGCCACCCCAUUAGCAGACUGACAAUCAUUUAACAUGGCCGCCCAAAUCGUGUUGAUUUCUGGCUGUUCUAGCGGCAUCGGACUCGCUACAGCUUUGUUUCUCGCUAAAGAUGCUCAGAAACGCUUCAAGGUUUACGCCACCAUGAGAAAUCUGGAGAAGAAACGACAACUGGAGGAAGAAGGAAAGGAAUAUCUAGAAGACACACUGGUUAUUAAACAGAUGGACGUAUGUACUGACGAGUCUGUGGAGAAAGCUGUGAAAGAAGUGCUGGACACAGAGGGAAGAAUUGAUGUACUGUUUAAUAAUGCAGGAAUCGGCUUAAUUACUGCGCUGGAAUGUAUUCCAAUUAAAAUGGCUAAGGAACUGUUUGAAGUGAAUUACUUUGGAGCAUUGAGGUUAAUUCAGGCAGUGAUACCAAGCAUGAAAGCGAGGCAGACUGGCCUGAUCAUCAACAACAGUAGUCAUUUUGGCAUUGUUGGAGUUCCUUUUGUGGAUAUUUACUGUUCGUCCAAGUUUGCAAUCGAAGGUCUGACGGAAAGCAUGGCUCCAGUCCUGCGGCAGUUCAACAUCAGGUGCUGCUUGUUGGAGCCAGGCCCCGUGCAAACUACUAUUGUACCCAAAGCAAACGAAUGGAGCGAAGCAGGUGUGGACCUGACGAUCUUAGAUCCAAAGACAAAGGAUAUAAUGGAAUCUGUAUUCUCCAACGUACACAGAACCUUCAGCGCCGCCAUGCAGAGCUGUGAGGAGGUGGCGCAAAUUGUGCAGGAAAUAAUCUUAGGAGAAAAGAAAAAUUUGCGACAUCAAACCAACGAAAAAUUUGGACCUGGUGAAAUCCCUGCCAAAUUAGCUGAUCGCACAGGAAAUGCAUCAGUUGAUAUUAUAUCAAAGCACUAUUUGGGGAAAUAAAAUUUCUGUUUUAACCAGCUCUCAAAUAUAGCUAGCGUACAAACGUCAGCAAUUUAUUGUCGUUUACGAUUUACUAUGAAUCAACAUUACUCUUCCAGAACGUUUGACGUUAAAUAAAAUAACAGAGAAGGUACCUAUUCAUUAGUGUAUGAAUUACUGCAAUUCACAUGACUUCAGGGAAUACCAUUACGAUAACAGCAGCAAAAUAUAUUUUCCUCUUAACCUUUACCUCCCAAGAUCCAAUUAGUAAAUCUCCCUACUUCCCUUCAUACAUAUCCUUAUGAAUUGGACAGGAGAAUUUGGUCUUAUUCGAAAACAAAACCCUCUGGCUGAUAAACUGU